CAAUCAUGGGCGCUGGCCAGUCCAAAGCGGACACAGAAGAAAAGGUCUUUUACAACGAGACUCCCAUACAGGAUGUCGUGAACCACCUCUCAGAUCAUUCAAUGUCAUCAGACACAUCGCCAGAACGACAAUCCACUCUUGACGUCCACAUACGUGCUCGGAUACAAGCGGAAUUGGAGCAUCUGCGAGCGGAAGAGGAAAAUGUGCAGAAGGAAAUCGAACUCGCCCUCGAGAGGGAGAAUAUCGACCGCGAAAUGUCUCCGGCAGGCGGAGAAUCUUCCGACGAGGUCCCUCAGGGCGAUGUCAAGAAUAGCACGACGUUGAUGGGUGACCUUGAAGAGAUUCGUAGCAAAGUGGACAGGUUCCAGGCCAGGAAACAGCUCAGCGAUUAUCCUGCGGUGAAGGAGAGCGGUGAAGCAGUAGUGUUCUGCUAUAAACAAAAUCCCACCACUCCUUUGGACUGCUGGCGAGAAGUGAGCGAGUUUAACGCUAGCGUUGCUCAAGCGGAAUCGCAACAUCUCGCUUCUCUUCGGUAAUAGUCGCAAUGGCACCGUCAAGAACCAAGAGCCUUCUCUACACUUAUAGCGUGGUUCGUGACGUGUUUCAUACAUGUCUAAUAGUG
This is a messenger RNA of Suillus paluster, 622 nucleotides long. RefSeq lists its product as uncharacterized. Lineage: Eukaryota; Fungi; Basidiomycota; Agaricomycetes; Boletales; Suillaceae. The coding region runs from base 6 to 536 and encodes 176 amino acids. The record is from RefSeq and is a predicted model, not a curated record. The transcript has 4 exons.